Centruroides sculpturatus (bark scorpion) is the source of this 6224-nucleotide messenger RNA. Its product is annotated as arginine-glutamic acid dipeptide repeats protein-like. Gene Ontology annotation, biological process: regulation of DNA-templated transcription. The coding region runs from base 436 to 4884 and encodes 1482 amino acids. Gene Ontology annotation, cellular component: nucleus. The record is from RefSeq and is a predicted model, not a curated record. Lineage: Eukaryota; Metazoa; Arthropoda; Arachnida; Scorpiones; Buthidae. Gene Ontology annotation, molecular function: sequence-specific DNA binding; zinc ion binding; transcription corepressor activity. The transcript has 15 exons.
AUCUUCAGGUAUAUGUUAUACGUGAGAUAUUUUCAAUUAUUUGUAAUAAUGAAUUGUGUAAAAUUAUAUAAAAUUUUGUUGCUACUACAAUGAAAUAAUUUUUGCAUGAACUUUGAAAUGAUACUGACAGAAUGAUUUAGUAAACAGCAUCAAGUUACAAUAUAUAUGACAAAAUAUAGCUAACAUGGGUAUAACUACAAAGAACAAAACUAAAAUACAUGUAUAUUGAAAAUGUAAUGAAUGCCGUGCAAAAGUAAUUUCUGUUGUUUCAGUUUUUUAUUUUUAUAUUCUCAAAUUCCAGCAUCGUGUUAACCCAUUUUGCAAUUCUAACUUGCUAAGCGCUGAUAUUAUAUUUUUGAAGGAUCAAAUUUCUCAAGACUUGGAAGAAAUAGCAGAUUAUAUUCUUGUAUGAUAACAAUAUUUUGAUGGUGGUAUAUGUUAUAUAAUAACUCUUGUAUAAGUAUGGCAGCCUUUGCAGGAAUGUGUGACGGAGGUUCUGCCGAAGAUGGAUGUCUUGCAGCAUCUCGAGAUGACACAACCAUUAACGCAUUAGAUCUGUUACACGAGAAUAAUUACGACACUGGUAGAGCGCUUCAAGCUCUUGUAAAAAAUCCAAUUCCUUUGGGUAUAGAAAAGAAAUGGACUGAAGAAGAACAGAAAAAAUUCGUGAAAGGAUUACGCCAGUAUGGAAAGAAUUUUUUUAAAAUCCGCAAAGAAUUGCUACCGACAAAAGAAACUGGUGAUCUUGUCGAGUUUUAUUAUUUGUGGAAAAAGACGCCAGCGGCCGCCACAUCACGACCUCAUCGACGGCACAGACGACAAACUGUACUAAGGCGAAUACGCACGUGCACGAAACAAAAUAGACCGACUUCUAAUGAUUAUCUGGAUUUAAGUUCAGCUAGUGAAGAAGCAGAUUCGGAUGAUUCUGAUUCCAGAGACUUAAGUGGAUAUGCUUGUCAUCAUUGCUAUACUACAACUUCUAAAGAUUGGCAUCACGCUGGAAAAGAUCACGCUUUGUUAUGUACAGAAUGUAGGCUAUUUUUCAAAAAGUAUGGUGAACAACGUCCUCUCUCGGAGCCUAGAGAACCUCCUCCUUUCAUGUUUAAACCCGUAAAAGAAGAAGAAAAUAAUAAUUCAGUCAAUGGUAAACAUGUUAUGAGAACCAGAAGAAGUAAAGAGUCACAAAAGACAAAAUCAAGAGGAGUGAGUAGUCCCUUCAAUUCAGAUACUCACAGUACAAGAAGUGUUCAGAAAUCACCUGGUGUUACUGCAGUUGGCAAUGGUGAUAAACAUGAAGAUAAGAAGAAAAAGAAAAUUACAAGGGAAAGUCCAGCGAAAGGUAAAAAACGAGCACGGGAAGAAAAGAAUACACCGGAAUGUGAAGAAGAAAAAAGUUCUCAGAGGAAACGUUGCACAAGCGACCAACCAACCAGUCCAUCAGAAUCUAUCACGACCGAAAGCAGCAGUAUUUCAAAUGAAGAGAAUGGGCACGAAGGUGAUAAUGAAGAACAAGAAGGUGAUGGACUUAGUUCUCCAUGCUCACCUCUUGAUCCCUCUUUACCUCCACCCUUUCCUUCGACAGCUGAGUGCACAAACGAAAAAUCUGAAAAUGAUGCUCAAAAAUUAUCAGACAGUACUACAAAUUCAUCUAUACCAAAAGAUACAUUUGUUCAGCCUCUUCCUCCAGACAGCAUUGUUCCAUUAGUGCAACAAAUAAAAACAGAACAAGCAGAGACAGUAAGUACUGUUUGUCAGUUACAGGACACAAAUUCAAGUAAAGAUGAGGAUGUGACUCAACCCACGGUACAAAAUAAUGAAUGCACCAUGAACACAGAACCUAGUCUGCCUUCUGUAAUGGAAACUGUGAUAGAGAAGAGUGAUAGUCAGCCUCCCGUUGGAGAAAAUGUAAGACCACCUUCUAGAAAAGAAAGUGUGGAAAAUAAGGUUCUUCCAGUAACUGUUCUAGAUUCUGUGAAUGUAGAAAAUCUGCCAGAAAGAGGGUGUAAAGCAAUUUCAAAUUCGCCCACUGCUUUAGAUUGUGUGAUUAGAAGCAAUGUGUCUACUCCAACAUCAGUGGAGUGUUUGAAACAAACCAAAACACCACCAAUUGCAGUAGAAAGCACAACAAAAGGACAGACUCCUAUUGCAAAUGGUGGCAUAAAAGAUCUUAGUGUGCUUCCAUCUAUAUCAGAAAAUACAGUUAAAAGUUCAAAACCAUUGCCUGUUUCAAUUGAUAGUAUUGUGAAAGUAACAAAAAAUUCUCCAGAACCAGCAGAUAGCAUAAUGAAGAAUAGUGUUAUUCCAUCUGUUGAUAAUAUGUUCAUAUCACAACCAGCACCAAUGGAUAACAGAAUUAAGAACAAUUUACCUGUUCAAAACGCUGUGGAAAAUAUUUAUGUAAAUUCCGCUCUAGAUAAUCGAAUAAAAAGUAACUUAGGACCUAUAACGCCCAUAGAUAAUGUGUUCUUAGCAUCAUCUAAUCCCAUGGAAAAUAGAAUUAAAACUGCUUUACCAUCAUCAUCAUCUACAGAAAAUGCUUUUCCAGUAACAACUACUUUGACAGACACUAAAGUAAAAAGUAGUAAUUUAACUCUCUCUACUUCAACAUGCAGUGCUUUUGAAGGUAAUGUUACGUCAUCUGUAGUGCCUUUAAACCCAAUGGUGAAAGUGAAGGAAGAAGUAAGAUCUACCUCUUCCCCACAUCACUCGCCUUCUUCCCCACUUUCUGGGCAGCCGGUAUGUCUCACUUUUUCGCCUCAUAAAUCUAAAUCAACAGUUAUGGAGCAGGCUCCAACACUCAGGGAAAAUGAACAAGUAACACUUUUUGCUUCACCAUCAUCACAUAAAUAUCCAGGACCUUCUCCUCAUAAUAUAAAAGUGGAGCCACCAGAACCUUGUCUUUCAAAUAUUUCUUCACAUUUUCCAAGUUUUCAAGCACCUUCAGUCUCGUCACCUUCAAAUCUUAAUUUAGAUAAUCUUAGUUCUAAUAACAACAUUCAUCCGUUGAAUCGAACUGAUAAAUCUGGUUCGCCUCAUUCUUCAAAUAUGACAAAACAGUCGUAUUCACCAUAUGCUUUCCAUCAUCCUUAUGCCUCACAUAUUUAUCCAUCUAGUGGUCUCCAGCAUCAUUUUGCCUAUUCACAACAGCCUGUAUCAUCAUCAGAAAAUCCAGUGUCUUCCUCUUCCAAUAAAAUAGCAACAUCCCUUUCUAUAACACAACCCUUAACUUCAACCGCAGUCACUCAAUCUUCCAAACAUGUGUUAUCAAGUUCUUUAUCUUCUACCCAAAUUUCUGCCUCCCAGUCACAAGUUCCACCAACUAUUCAUCCAUCACAAACUCAUGCAUCAAAAUCAAUAGUAUCAGGGAUUGCUGGCAAACGUGAUAGUGAUAGUGGAGUAGUCCACCACGCACCCCCAGUACAUCAUGGUGGCAAUGAAGAAGAUGAAGAACAAGAAUCAUUUUCAGUUACUCGUGGUCCUAGUCCAGAACCAAAGGUGGAAGAUACAGAAUGCCAUCGUAGUCAAUCGGCCAUAUUUUUACGGCAUUGGAAUCGUGGUGACUGUAAUUCUUGUGCAAGAACUGACCUCACUUUCAAACCCGUUCCUGAUUCUUGCUUGGCAAGAAAGCGAGAGGAACGGGCAAGAAAAGCUGCCGAGAAAGAAAGGGAGGAAAAUAAAGCGAAACUUGGGGUCUCGGAAAGGGGUAUUGGCCUGGAUUGUAAGUCUGGUUCCAUCUCACACGGUGAUAAUCAUCUCAGUCCGUUCGAUCGCAUCCCUCCUCGUAGCUGUCACGAUACCCCGGCAUUAAGGCAGUUGAGCGAAUAUGCACGACCGCAUGCUACGUUUUCACCAUGCUAUACGAGAACGUCUGUCGGAGGACCUAUACCUUCCGUUGGGAACGCCGGUAUCCCAUUAGGAAUGUUACCUCACGGAAUAGAUCCUAUUCUUCAUUAUCAGUUGUCAUCAGGAAUGUACGGUGCUGCAGCAAGGGAAAGGUUUGAAUUAGAAUUAGAAAGAGAGAAAAGGGAACGUGACUUGCAGGACAAGUUAAAAGCAGAAUUUGAACUGAAAUCACGUCUUCCUCCUGGAAUGGCCGGUGCAGUAGCUGGCGGUGCAUUUGAUCCUCAUUGGUUAGAAUUGCAAAGACGCUACAGUGCAAUGCCGGGUGGACCCGCACCCAACAUGGUUGCGGGUCCAUCUUCGGGAAUACCUCCUCCCUUUGGACUCUAUCCUCCGAAUGACAGAGAACGACUAGAACGAUUAGGUAUCGCAACGUCACUUUCGGGUCCGGAAGUUGCCAUUGAUCGCCUAUCGGCAGAACGGGUACAUUCUGAACGUCUGAUGUUGGGCACAGAUCCUCUACUUCGUCUCCAAAUGGCAGGUAUCACCCCUGAACUACAUACCCAUGCUCAUACACAUGCUCAUGCCCACACUCAUCUUCAUUUACACCCACAUGAUCCUGUAUCUGUUGCAGCAGCAGCAGCUGCUGCUAUGGGAGUAUCUUCUCAUACAGGAGUUGAUCCUUCUGGCCAUCCUGCAUCUGGACCUCACCCAUUACUACCUCCUGCUGGAUAUACAGGACCACGACCAGGUAUUCUGCAAAGAUCUGAGCUGUUGCAUCCUCAAUCUGGAAUGCUGAGGCCACAAUAUGAAGAUCAACUGGCUCAUCAGUUAUCAGCUCAGUUAGCUCACCAAGAGCAGAUACAACGACAAAUGCUGUUGGAGCGCGAGCGAUAUGCUCACAUGGGUGGCAGUAUUCCUCAUCCUUCUCAAUUAAUCCCUCAACACGAGGAAUUUUUACGACACCAACAACAAAGGGAACGUGAAUUAAAGCUGAGAACUUUAGAGGAAGCUGCCAGAGGUGGAAGACCACCAUUGAAUUAACAUUAAGGGACCUGUUUAGAAAGAUUUAGUGCAUUAUUUUAUCUGUGAAUGGACGAGAGAGAGAGAGAGCCUGAUAAAUAGAAGAAAAUUAAUAAUAAUAUUUAAAAAAAAAAUAUAUAUCUAUUAUUUCUUAACCUUUAUCCAAGGUAAAGGGUGAUAUUUAAACAUCAUUGGGUUUUUUUUUUUUUUUAAUUUUUGUUUCUAUUUAUUUGUUAUUACAAUGAACUAGAGAAGACAACUAAAAGCUACUACUACUACCAUUAUUAUCACUCAUUUGCUGCACAAUACAAAAACUUUACUUACUGUAAGUGGAAUUAUUUUAAAGGAAGAAAAGUGUAUAUUUUAUGCUGUCCGCGCGUCAAAGUCACGUUUAGUUUUUAGUAACAUAAAAAUAGAAAGAUUAAGUAAAUAAUCAAUUCUGAUGUGAUUGAAAAGCAGACAUUUCCGUUGGAAAAAAGGGGAGAAAAUAUGCAACAUUAUUCUUCUUCUUCUUCACCGAGAAUUGGUUUUUCGAAGAUAAUUAGUGUGAUAUAUGUACUUUAUAUCUCAGGUAAAAUAUAUAUAUUAAAAAAUAUAUAUAUGCCCUCUUUCCAAAUUAACAAAGAAGCAAAACCCCCCACACACACAAACACACAGGAAAUUUGUAGUAAGAAAGUACUUACUGCACAAAAUUUGAUUCUCUGUUUUCCUAUAUAAUUUCCUAAGGAGAUGCAUGGAAAUUUCUGCUCUUUCAAAGAAUAAAAAAAAAAAAAACAAAGGAAUUUAUCAUAUCUUUAUAUAUAUAUAUAUAUGCAUUUAUUUGCUUAUAUUUAGGAAAAAUACAUAGUGCAAUGUAUUAUAUUCUUGUAUUUUCCUUUGUUUUAAUUAAUUAUCCCCCUUCCCCUGUUGUACAGUAUAGUUAACAAAACCAAGGUAGAAUUUAUGAAGUUAAUUUUCAGGAAUGUUUUAUAUAUAAAAGGGAAAAAAAAAGGCCUUUCUUCUACACCACUCUUGUGUUAAUUGCUUUUUACUCGAAAAUGACAAGAUGUAUUAUGGCCAAACAAUAAAAAAAAAACACUCUUGAAGAGAGAGAGAGAGAGAGUCAGUGAAGUUGCACAGAUUUGAUGUUUGAGCAUUCUUGCCUUAGAACCUUGUUGAAAAUAAAAAAAAGAAAAAAAACACACACACAAACAAACAAAAAAAAAAGGAUAUUCUCUGUGAGUUAGCGAGUUGUACUGUAUACAAAUGUGAGUAUUGAGUAUAUAGUGUUGUUUGUCAAAAGGAUUUUUACUGCCACUGAACGGGAGGGUGGUCGUAGUCAUUGCUUUGCACAAUAGGAAACAGUAUGCACCUCAAAAAAA